Helicoverpa armigera (cotton bollworm) is the source of this 1491-nucleotide messenger RNA. RefSeq lists its product as uncharacterized. The record is from RefSeq and is a predicted model, not a curated record. Bases 1 to 1491 code for a protein of 496 amino acids. The transcript has 9 exons. Lineage: Eukaryota; Metazoa; Arthropoda; Insecta; Lepidoptera; Noctuidae. Gene Ontology annotation, biological process: lipid catabolic process. Gene Ontology annotation, molecular function: lipase activity.
AUGCAGUCGAUGGUACCGCUCGCCUGCUUCCUCUCCAUCAUACGUCCCCCGGGCGUGCAGUACGAGAACGCUUUGCUGCAGAUCGCGCCGGUGGACAAGGCCAAGUGCCCCUUCGUCAAGCGUCAAGCCGACAUCACCUUCCAGCUCUUCACCAGACACAACCCGACGGCAUACCAGGAGUUGUCGCCGGGAGACGACGAGCGUCUGUUCGCGUCCAACCUGGACUGGGGCGCGCGCACGCUGCUCUACUUCCACGCCUUCAUGGAGCAGCCCGACGACGGCAGCGGCAUCAUGGUGCGGGAAGCGCUGAUGCAGCGCGGCGACACGAACGUGAUAAUGGUGGAGGCGUCGCGUUUGGAGGCGGGCCCCUGGUACUUCACGGCGGCGCAGAACACCUGGUACAUCGGCCAGUACGCCGCCGCAUUCAUCGACUACCUUGUCUCCAGAGGUCUGCAGCUGAACAACACAGUGCUGGUGGGACACAGCCUCGGCGCGCAGGCGGCCGGCGUCGCGGGCAGCGCGAUCACGUCAGGUCGCGUGUCUCGCAUCACGGGUCUGGACCCGGCGCUGCCGCUGUUCUCGGGGCUGCCGCUCGCGCAGCGCCUCGACCCCGGCGACGCGGACUUCGUCGACGUCAUACACACCGACGCCGGCAUCUUCGGUUACAAGGAGCCGAUAGGUCACGCGGACUUCUUCCCGAACGGCGGCAAGAGUCCGCAGCCGGGCUGCGAGCUCGAGGUCGUGCUGCCGCAGCAGCUGCUGCUUAACAAGUGUGACGGCACUGAGCGCACGCGAGGCUUCUACUCGUACUACCUGACAUCGAGCCCACUGCCUCAACACAGCGAACAUACCACCGAUCACCAGAUUCAACCGAUUCAAACCAGUACCAAGCAAACAGAGCUAGAUGCACCCACUGACAGCAAUCUCCGUAAGAAACGCGUCAAACGAAACACUACAGACACGCACUUAGAUAAAAGACAUGAUACAGAACUUGUAAAGAACGAUACGAGAAAUGACACAGACAUCGAAAGACGCACAACUUUGAACGAUACUGUUUCAGACAAACAUUCAAAUACCGAACAAAAAGCAAAACAAAAGAAGACACCCACACAAGCAAAGAAAUCAAUAAUAUCGCAAGACAACACACACGCGAAGAAGCGACAGAAGCGCUUCCUUCAACUGUUCCGCUCCGACGAUAACAAAGACGAGAGCUUCAUCUUCCGCGCGCUGAACUUCCUCGUGAAGAACCGCAAGAGCGUGGUGCCGCUAGUGAGCGUGGCGCGUGACGUCAGCACGCUCGUGCGGAGUGGCCGCGGCGAGCUGAGCCACUCCACCAGGGAAGAGAACAACUAUGUGGGCUUCAUUCCAUCCGAGUUGCCGCCCAUCUCCUACACGCUCGAGCUCGGCAACGAGAACAGGGCGAUGGCGUUUAUAAAGAGACUGCUCGGGUUGAGUCCUAAAGGGGACAGACUCACUAUCGGCAGCGGGUGA